CUAUCAGAUGUGUUCGUUUUUGUGUACGGAAGUGAUCAGCAGGUUGUAAGGUCAGGGGGUAAAGGCUAGACCUCUUUCGAUUGAGAAUACUCACAGCCAUCUUGGAUCUAACGAAGCGAAGGGAAAUUGAUGCGGUGACAAAAGGCAUGUUUGGUGCUAGAAAGAAAUUUGUAGAGUUCGUUGACGUUGUCGAUAACGACUUUACCGAUGAAAGCAUGUACUACAACCAGCCGACGAUGUUUCCACAUCGGUCGGAUAAAGAUAUGCUGUCCUCUCCCUCACCAUCGUCAUCGGGUCAGCUGUCGCAGCUCGGUGCGAGUUUAUAUGGUCCACAAAGUGCACUCGGCUUCUCAGUAAGAGGCAUGGGAAACAACACACCUCAGUUAAACCGAAGUCUAACGCAAGGGUCGCAGCUACCGAGUCAUAUCACCCCCACAACAGGAGUCCCCACCAUGUCUCUCCAUACCCCACCAUCACCAAGCAGGGGGACGUUACCGAUGAAUUCGAGGAACGUGCUGAAUCACUCUCAGGUCGGUCAAGGCAUUGGGAUAAGCGGCAGGACCAACAGCAUGGGCAGCUCGGGGCUGGGAAGCCCCAACCGUAGCUCACCCAGUAUCAUCUGUAUGCCCAAACAGCAGCCAGCACGCCAGCCCUUUACCAUAAACAGCAUGUCAGGAUUUGGGAUGAACCGCAAUCAAGCUUUCAUGAACAACUCAUUAUCAAGCAACAUCUUCAACGGCACAGAUGGGAGUGAAAAUGUAACAGGACUGGAUUUGUCAGACUUCCCUGCAUUAGCAGAUAGGAGUCGGAGAGAAGGGACCGGAAACCCUACACCAGUUCUCAACCCACUGACUGGACGAGCGCCUUAUGUUGGCAUGGUGACAAAGCCAUCAACUGAGCAGACACAGGAUUUCUCCAUCCACAAUGAGGACUUCCCUGCACUGCCUGGGCCAAACUAUAAGGAUCCCACGUUGAACAACGAUGACAGCAAAACUAACUUGAACUCCACAAACAAGAGCACAUCCAAUGCAGAUGGGCCCAAGUUUCCCGGAGACAAGACGGCCUCAGCACAGAACAACAACCAGAAGAAAGGGAUUCAGGUGUUGCCUGAUGGUCGGGUGACGAACAUUCCCGCAGGAAUGGUGACGGAUCAAUUUGGCAUGAUUGGCCUACUGACGUUUAUCCGGGCAGCAGAGACUGAUCCGGGGAUGGUCCAUCUGGCGUUAGGAAGUGACCUCACAACACUGGGACUCAACUUAAACUCACCAGAAAACUUGUACCCCAAGUUUGCCUCUCCUUGGGCUUCCGCACCUUGUCGACCUCAAGACAUCGACUUCCAUGUUCCAUCGGAGUAUUUAACAAAUAUCCACAUAAGGGACAAGUUGGCUGCCAUCAAACUGUCUCGAUACGGUGAAGACCUGUUGUUCUACCUGUACUACAUGAAUGGAGGAGAUCUGCUACAGCUUCUGGCAGCAGUGGAGCUCUUUAACCGGGACUGGAGGUACCACAAAGAGGAACGGGUUUGGAUAACUAGGGCACCUGGCAUGGAGCCUACACUGAAGACUAACACCUAUGAGAGGGGUACCUACUACUUUUUUGAUUGUCUUAACUGGAGGAAAGUAGCCAAGGAAUUUCAUCUGGAGUACGACAAGCUGGAAGAGAGGCCUCACGUGCCAACAACAUUCAACUACAACCCAGCCCAGCAGGCCUUCUAAGGCCCAACCAGUCCAAAGGCCGCAGCUGUUCCUGUACACGACACCGUUGUCCAGGAGGGACGAGGAGGUCCACACAGCUUGGUUUUUUUUAUUCCUCGAGGAUUUGGCUCUUUGACUGUAGGGGUCAUCACCACCAUUAAAACUGCCCUGCAUUUUCAAAUUUACAAGCUGCCCCAAAACACCAACGAAUGUUUUGUUUUUAUUCUUCAUGUUCCUCCUGUUUUUGUUUUUUUUGUUUUUUUUUCCUCUCUUGUUUUGAGCAGGGUCUGUGUUAUGUUUACGUCUCUGAAUCUGAAGCCUGUUUUUUCUCUGAAAGGAGGACUGACCUUGUGGCACAGGGCAGUGACAGAACAAAGGUUAUUCUUUGUAUUUAUACCAAGUGUUAACUGAAUUAAAGACGGGGAAAAGAAACGUUGACAUCCUAGGAAGCAAGUUAAAGGGUGAAAGAAAUGCAAUGUUUAUUGUUGCACUAUAUUUAGUAAUAAAAGAACACAAAAUUUGUUUGUCCUUUUUUUAUGUGAACACCCCCUGAUAAUUUCUCCCCCUCUUUUCUAUUGUUAUUUGCUUUUCUUUUGUUGUUGAUGUUUUGAGUCAGGGAGCUCAUGCAAUUCUCCCACAUCUAUACGUUUCACCUUUUUAGCCUCCCUCCUUUCAAUUUACAUUCAUCCUUCCACCCUGUUUUUGCGUCACCAAACCUUUUCUGUCACAUACAGUUUCUUCGUCUCUCUGUGACGUCUGUGCUGCCCAAACAUGGACACAAAUGUAGGAGACUACUUUGAUGGAGAAGUCCUCAGAGGCUGAACAUCUACACGACUUUGCUCCAGAGCAAACAGAACUCUUUCCAGUCUUUGUUACAAUUUUGUAAGAAAUGUGUACAUUUUUUUUCUUUGCAUCACAUAAAUUAGUAUAUGUAUGUACGAAUGUGUAUAUAUGAUUGCUACAUAUAUGUAUGUGUGUGUGUGUAUAUAUAUAUAUAUAUACAUAUAUAUAUAUAUGACAUUUAUUUUGGAAGAAAUUUUGCCCUGACUUGUACCUUGUUUUUAUGAGGUAAGCAUGGAUGCAAUAUGUGGAUGCGACAGGAGUUUUCGGGAUCUGCUGGACAGGGUGUCACAUGACACUGGGCACUUGCAUCAAACUAAAAAAUAUUAAAAUGUCACAUGAGGAAAGGCCUGAAUCUAAGCCCCACCAUUAAAAAAUUAAAUAAACCUAGAGAUCAUUAUCAUCCCCUGAAUUUCGACUCAAACACAACCAAAAGGAUGCAUUUCAUUUUAAGCUGAUUGAACAGUGGUGGACAGCAGCAUUUCAUAGCAAACGGAAAAAAGACAUGAGGAAAAAAAACAAAAAAACAGACCAAUCUUGUAUUUUCUGAAUUUAAAAUCUUAAUUUCUUUGUAUUAAAGCAGAAAAAGGCUUUCCUGAA
Messenger RNA from Maylandia zebra (zebra mbuna), 3134 nucleotides. RefSeq names its product CCR4-NOT transcription complex, subunit 2 (gene cnot2). Gene Ontology annotation, biological process: regulation of DNA-templated transcription. The record is from RefSeq and is a predicted model, not a curated record. NCBI's taxonomy places the organism in Eukaryota, Metazoa, Chordata, Actinopteri, Cichliformes, Cichlidae. Gene Ontology annotation, cellular component: CCR4-NOT core complex.